Spodoptera exigua (beet armyworm) is the source of this 1313-nucleotide messenger RNA. Lineage: Eukaryota; Metazoa; Arthropoda; Insecta; Lepidoptera; Noctuidae. The record is from the annotation of a GenBank genome assembly.
GUUACAUUUUACCAUUCUGGAAUUUGCAAUGAAUAGAUAAUUGUACUUAGAUAAAAACCUCUUAAAAUAUAUACAGAGAAAAAGGUAUCGUAGAACCAUUCAAUGAUACGAGAAUUUUACGAUAGUUCGGAUGAAGAUGACAUGGAAAAACAGUAUCAAAUAGAUCAAGAAUGCUUGGUGACUCGGCCUGACUGCGACAUGCAUAACCGGUGCUGUGGUGGUAAAGCUUGGUGCAUUAGGGACAUUUGCGGUAUAAUAUGUGCAGUGUUAACAUGGCUCCUGAUAUUGUAUGCGGAGUUCGUUGUAAUGAUGGUGAUGCUUCUGCCAGGCGUCUCCACAUACCCGGUGUAUAGUUACAUUAACAUAUUCAUAUUCCAAAGCCUGGCAUUCCUUGCAUUUGCAUCACAUCUCAGGACCAUGUUUACUGAUCCAGGUGCCGUUCCGAAAGGUAACGCGACAAAGGAAAUGAUUAAGCAGAUGAGUUUCCGAGAGGGUCAGUUGAUAUUCAAGUGCACUAAGUGCUGCAGUAUUAAGCCAGAACGAGCGCAUCACUGCUCAGUCUGCCAGCGCUGCAUUAGAAAGAUGGACCAUCACUGCCCUUGGGUUAACAACUGUGUUGGAGAGAAUAAUCAAAAAUAUUUCGUUUUAUUCACGUUCUACAUAGCGGCUAUAUCAAUUCACGCGGUGGGUCUCGCGGUGUACCAGUUCGUGACGUGCAUUCGACACGAGUGGCGAGACUGCAGUGCCUACUCGCCACCCGCCACCGUCGUCUUACUGCUGUUCCUGAUCGCGGAAGCAUUACUAUUCGCCAUUUUCACCGCCGUUAUGCUUGGCACUCAAUUACAUGCCAUAUGGAACGAUGAAACCGGUAUAGAGCAGCUUAAAAAGGAGCAAGCCCGAUGGGUCCGCAAGUCUCGAUGGAAGAGCAUCCAGUCGGUUUUCGGCAGGUUCUCCAUACUUUGGUUCUCACCGUUCACUCAACCUUCACCCAAGACGAAAUUGGAAAGCUAUCUCUAUAGUGUUUAGUGCUGGCGCUCAGUAAACCCGAAUGAGGAAAAUAUCGAGGCUGCAUACGAACAUUGUAAAUAGUAUUAAACAUUGGUCUAUGACACACAGGUAUUAUAGUUAUACCUAGAGACCUUACAAUGUAGUCAAUUGAACUAUUGAACUAUUUGUAGUCAAUUGAAACUAAUUCAGGAAGGUCCGAUGCCAUCAGAAUAUUAGAAUAACAAGUAUUUUAUAUAAAUAUUGCUUGUAGCGAUAUCUGAUGAUUAAUUCUUGAACUUCUCUGAACUUAGAUCAAUUGACUCCUA